AAAAAUCCCUCGGCUGCUGGAGCCAUGUGACGGGAGGCGGACAGACACUCCGUAUAUAUACGGGCUGAGGUGACAGCGGUCGGCGAGAACCUCUUCUUGUCUGCAGAGUGGACGAGGGAGGGUCCAACUUAAUGGGUGAUGUCCUUUCGGCGAGAUCUACAUUAUGUUCUCCUCAGUGUCGAGAGAGCGGGACGAUUUGGCUUCGUUUAAGUUCUGCAGGUGGACUGCCUUUUCACUAGAGCGACCCAGGACCUUCUACCUAUAUGCGUGCGGAUACUAUGUACCACAUUUAACAUGUAUUAGGAAGGCGAACAGCUUUCAACGUGGGAACUUUUAAAACGCUGAGGACUUUUCCCGUUGCCUACCAACCACCCCCCCCCAAAAAAAAACAACGGGAUGAUUUCUAACUGGACUUGCACCCUGGGGCGAGUCCUGGAGAAGGAAGUGGCGAAUGGAAGGGAGCUGACCAAGCCGGGAGUGCAGCUGGUGUUAGCCCUGGUACUGUCGGCGCUGCUCGGACUGCAGGUCUGGAAGUGGCUGCAACAUCAAGUGAGGGAGUGGAACCGUCCGAGCCUCCCCGGCCCUUUCCCCUGGCCCGUGAUCGGCAACGCGGCUCAGAUCGGUCGCCUGCCCCACCUCGCCUUCUGCAGGAUGGCCCGUAGGUACGGCAGCCUCUUCCGCCUGAAGCUGGGCAGCCGGACGGUGGUGGUGCUGAACGGCGAGGAGCUGAUCCGUCAGGCGCUGAUCCGGCAAGGGGGCGACUUCUCCGGGCGGCCCGACUUCGCCUCCUUCGGGGUGGUGAGCGGCGGCCGGAGCUUGGCUUUCGGCGGCCACGGUCCCCUGUGGAAGUCGCACCGCAAGGUCGCCCACUCCACCGUCAGGGCUUUCUCCACCGGCAGCUCGGACACCAGGAAGGCUUUCGAGGGGCAUGUGGUGUGCGAGAUGCACCAGCUGAUCCAACAUUUCUUGAACUGGAGCCGAGAGGGAGCUUUCUUCGACCCGCGGACCAGCCUGGUUUUGGCCGUGGCCAAUGUCAUCAGCGCCGUUUGCUUCGGCAAGAGGUACAACCACGAGGACGGCGAGUUCCAGGCGCUCCUGUCCAAGAACGACCGCUUCGGGAAGACGGUGGGAGCGGGCAGCCUGGUGGACGUCAUGCCCUGGCUCCAGUACUUCCCCAACCCGAUCCGCUCCGUCUACAACGACUUCAAGCAGAUCAACCGCGAGUUCUACGGCUUCGUCCAGGGGAAGGCGAGAGAGCACCGCCUCACCUUCCGCCCGCAGCGGACGCGGGACAUGUUGGACGCCUUCAUCAGGACGAUUGAGCACCAGCGAGGGUCGGGGCUCAACUCGGAUUAUGUGGAGUCCAGUCUCACCGACAUCUUCGGGGCAAGUCAGGACACCCUAUCCACUGCCCUGCACUGGCUCAUCCUGUACCUGAUCUGGAAGCCCGAGCUGCAGAGGAAGAUCCAAGAGGAGGUGGACAGGGUGGUGGGGAGGGAGCGCGUCCCCACCGUCGAGGACGAGCCGCGCUUGCCCUACCUGAUGGCUUUCCUUCACGAGUCCAUGCGCUUCAGCAGCUUCGUGGCGCUCACCAUCCCUCACUCCACCACCAAGGACACCCUGCUCCACGGCUACCCCAUCCCCAAGGGCACGGUGGUCUUCGUCAACCAGUGGUCGGCCAACCACGACCCCAAGAAGUGGCCCGAGCCCGACCUCUUCGACCCGUCCAGGUUCCUGAACGCGGACGGGAGCAUCAACAAGGACCUGACCAGCAGGGUGAUGAUCUUCUCGCUGGGGAGGAGAAGGUGCAUCGGCGAGGACCUCUCGAAGAUGCAGCUCUUCCUUAGCGUUGCCCUGCUGACGCACCAAUGCACCUUCAGGGCCAACCCCAGAGAGAAGCUGACCCUGGACUUCACAUAUGGUUUAACCUUAAAACCUGAGACUUUCACCAUCAACGUGACCCUGCGGGACACCAUGGAACGUCUACAGGCGGCGGUGCGGAGCAUAGAGCAAGCAGGGGACACGCAGUGAACGGCGAGACACAAUUAACCUUUUUUUAAAAAGAAAUAACGAGACCCUAAAGGGUUAAGUUUUUUUAAAUAUUAAGUCAUCUUGUCUGCGCCGUUUGACACCCCUCCCGGUCGAAUUGUACCCUCACAUGCGGUCGCUAGUAACGGGUACUGAAGCGAAUCCAACCCCUGUAGAAAGAGAUUGGGCCGUAUGUUUCCAGCUAAGCGUGCGACGGAAUUGACAAAAGUACUCUGUGUGCAGGUAAAACAAAAUGGGAAAUAUAAAGAAAUUAUGUUUUGUUAAGUGUAUAUGCGACUGGCCCAACGCUCAACCUUCUCUUUCCCAACCCAGCCCGAAGUAACCGGGCUUUAAGGAUUUCACAUAUCCUCGCCUGCUCCAGAGGUUUUAUUUAGGGGGGGAGGGGGG
This is a messenger RNA of Pristis pectinata (smalltooth sawfish), 2436 nucleotides long. RefSeq names its product cytochrome P450 1B1 (gene cyp1b1). Gene Ontology annotation, biological process: progesterone metabolic process; hormone biosynthetic process. The record is from RefSeq and is a predicted model, not a curated record. Gene Ontology annotation, molecular function: heme binding; iron ion binding; steroid 17-alpha-monooxygenase activity. The transcript has a single exon. Bases 397 to 2031 code for a protein of 544 amino acids. Lineage: Eukaryota; Metazoa; Chordata; Chondrichthyes; Rhinopristiformes; Pristidae.